AUGCCCAUAGGGAAAUACUACUGUGACUAUUGUGACAAGCAAUUCCAAGAUACCCCACAUGCUCGAAAACGCCAUCUUCAAAGCUCUUCUCAUUUACGCGCCAAAUCUCUCUGGUUCAGGAAUAACACCAUCCCCAAUUCCAAUAAUAAUGAUGUUGGUGGCUUUGUCAAGGGGCUCUGCAAUCGCUUUGUCAAAACGGGUUUUUGUCCUUAUGGAGAUUCUUGCAAGUAUUUGCAUCCUAAUGUUGCUACCAGCCAAGGAACAGCUUUUAAGGAUAAUGUUCAAUCACCAACUAUGCCUGGAGAUCAAUCAGUCGGGGCCAGUUCUUUUCCAGGUGUUGCGGUGAGAGAGAGCAUGGGAAUGUCUUGGGGUAAUCUGCCUGCAUCACUACAGCCUCCUCCAGAGGGUGGUUACCCGCCUCUUCCGUUUGUGGAUUGGGGAUAG
This is a messenger RNA of Dovyalis caffra, 444 nucleotides long. The record is from the annotation of a GenBank genome assembly. Lineage: Eukaryota; Viridiplantae; Streptophyta; Magnoliopsida; Malpighiales; Salicaceae.